AUGAGGGAGGUUCAAACUGAGGAAGAAUUGGAACAGGCUAUCAAGGAAAGCGAAACAAGGUUGAUGAUAUUAGAUUUUUUUGCGGAUUGGUGUGGCCCGUGUAAAAGGGUCGCUCCAGAACUGGACAAAAUUUGUGAGGAAUGGGAGGAUGUUUUAUUUGUAAAACUAAAUGUGGAUGAGUUAGAGUCCGCAGCUGAAACGUAUGCCAUAGCAGCAAUGCCUACAUUUAUUGCAUUCAAAGGCGGUGAGAAAGUGGACGAAGUUGUUGGUGCAAACUUAGAUAAACUAAGAGAGAUGAUUGAAAAGUAUAAAGCCAGACAUUUUCGGUAUUCACAUCAAUCCGUCAAUCUUCAAAACUCUUAUCAUCCAAGAAUGCAUAACUAUAUCUAUUCAGUACUCAUGCUUUGUUCAGUUAUGUUAAUGAUAAGUGAAGCGAUUGUUCUGACUGAAAAAAAUCGUGAAACAUUAGUAGAUUGUUUACAAACUUGCCAAUAUGCAUUUAUGACAUGUGAAUAUAAAUGUUCCAUGAUUAAUUUCUGUAAAAUUAUUUGCGACAAAACUGUUUAUGAAUGUCAAAAAUCUUGUUAUAUUGAAGCAUUCAAUGCUAAUCAAACACUUUGA
Schistosoma turkestanicum is the source of this 621-nucleotide messenger RNA. NCBI's taxonomy places the organism in Eukaryota, Metazoa, Platyhelminthes, Trematoda, Strigeidida, Schistosomatidae. The record is from the annotation of a GenBank genome assembly.